GUACUGCUCCGCCGUUCAAGGAAGGAUGUUUGAAGCAUAUAUCAUCUAGUACAUGUUCUCACUAGCGGGUCAUGGUACCUCAUGCUUCUUGUAUAAGUGGAUAACUGAUGAUUGAUGGCAAAAAUGGCUACGUGACCACAGACAAGACCAAACUACCCUAUGGCAUAGCACCUGGUAGCAGAGAUCUGGAAUUUGGAUUAAAUACCGGCAUUUAUGAAGGCAUCUGUGAUGCAUCUAAACUUCUACGUGAACGUCCAUCAAAUGUGAACAAUCCCAUAACGUGACUCAUUUUAUCGCGGAGACCACGCUACAUGUCCAGUCUUCAAGGGUAAAGGGUCGGUGUGACAUUGCAGGUUCCCCGGUAGACUAGGUCACACUUCAACUACGAGAUCCGCUGGUUUGCGUCGCUUGGCGCGAUCGAUGAAAACAGGACCACGACACAGGCAGAUAUGGCUCUUGUGAGGCGCAUUGCAGGACCCCUCCUGGAAAGCCGGGGUAUAUACAGCAGUAUAUCACGGACAUAUUACUUAUAUUCCCCGGAACCAUUCCAUGCCUAUCCAGACCGUCAGCCAAAAUGGAUGAAUGCGGAGGAGGCAGUGUCAGUCAUCAAGUCAGGACACAAGGUGUACGUACAGGGAGCUGCAGCCACGCCCAUCACAUUGGCGGACGCUAUGGCCGUAUAUGGUAAGAAGGCGGGGCUUAAGGACGUGGAGGUGGUACAUAUGCACACAGAAGGACCAGCGACCUAUGCCCAACCAGAAUAUAAAGAUCAUUUUAGGUCAAAUUCAUUCUUCAUUGGUGCCAAUCUACGAGAGCCAAUCAACUCAGGUCGAGCUGACUGUAUUCCGAUCUUCCUCGGGGAAAUCCCGUUGCUCUUCCGGCGACACAUCAUCAAUCUCGACGUCGCCCUUGUUUCUGUGACGCCCCCGGAUAACCAUGGUUACUGCUCCCUGGGUACCAGCGUGGACUGUGCCAGGGCUGCGGUCCAGAACGCCAAGUAUAUCAUAGGCCUGGUGAACAAACAAAUGCCGCGGACAUUCGGAGACGGCCUCAUACACCAGUCCCAUUUUGACGCCAUGGUCGCGGAGGACAGACCCCUGCCAGAACUCAAGAAGAGAGUUAUGUCCCCUGAGGAGAACGCCAUCGGCAAGCACAUAGCACAGAACCUGGUCCAGGAUGGAGCCACGUUACAGUUAGGUAUAGGUUCGAUCCCAGACGCGGUCCUGGCAGAACUAGGGAGCCACCGUGACCUUGGCAUCCACUCAGAGAUGAUCAGUGACGGCGUCGUGGACCUCAUGAAGACCGGCGCCAUCACCAACUCCAAGAAGGUCAUCCACACCGGCAAGACUCUCUCCAGCUUCUGUAUUGGCUCACGUAAACUGUACGACUUCCUCAACAACAACCCUUCUGUCGUUAUGGUUGACGUGGCCUACAGCAAUAGUGAAGCCAUCAUUGCCCAGAAUCCCAAGGUAACGGCCAUUAACUCAGCUAUCGAGGUGGAUCUCAGCGGCCAGGUGGUGUCUGAUUCUAUAGCAACAAGGAUGUACUCAGGUUUUGGGGGCCAGGUGGACUUUAUACGAGGUGCAGCUCUCUCACAAGACGGGAAGGGCAAGCCAAUUAUUGCUCUUCCUUCGCAGACAAAGAAGGGCGAGUCGAAGAUAUCGCCUUUCAUCAAAGAGGGUGCUGGAGUUGUAACGACACGAGCGCACGUGCAUUACGUGGUGACAGAGUUCGGCAUCGCCUUCUUGUUCGGCAAAAGCCUGCGACAGAGAGCCUACGAGUUGAUAAAGAUAGCUCACCCCAACCACAGGGAGCAGUUGGAGAAGGCGGCCUUCGACAGACUCAAAUGUAUGCCUGCUCCGUGAUUGGACGAUGUUCACGAGCCUCAAGUGCAUGCCUACUCGUGAUUGGACGAUGUUCACGAGCCUCAAGUGUAUGCCUGCUCGUGAUUGGACGAUGUUCACGAGCCUCAAGUGUAUGCCUGCUCGUGAUUGGACGAUGUUCACGAGCCUAAAGUGUAUGCAUGCUCCGUGAUUGGACGUUCCACAGCCUUAAGUGUACAGUAAACCCACGAUUGGUCAAUAUUACCUGGCUUAAUUACAUGACUGUUUCGUAAUCAGUUGAGAGUCGCAGCUAAAACACCACUACAAUUUACCAACGCUGGAGAAAAUACCUUGUUGAUGAUCGUGUAUUUUGAAAAUUCACCUCUAGCACGUUAUCUGUCUAUAAAACUCAAAAACUGUUGUAAUUCCAUGAGCGAUUUUGUGAUUGUUUCCAUAUGAUUUUCAUAUAUAAAGUAUAUCAAUUUGUUUCAA
Haliotis rufescens (red abalone) is the source of this 2315-nucleotide messenger RNA. RefSeq names its product 4-hydroxybutyrate coenzyme A transferase-like. Lineage: Eukaryota; Metazoa; Mollusca; Gastropoda; Lepetellida; Haliotidae. Gene Ontology annotation, biological process: acetate metabolic process. The record is from RefSeq and is a predicted model, not a curated record. Gene Ontology annotation, cellular component: mitochondrion. The transcript has 8 exons. The coding region runs from base 450 to 1865 and encodes 471 amino acids. Gene Ontology annotation, molecular function: acetate CoA-transferase activity.